Molecule: messenger RNA, 3867 nt
Organism: Stylophora pistillata
Lineage: Eukaryota; Metazoa; Cnidaria; Anthozoa; Scleractinia; Pocilloporidae
Product: striatin
Molecular function (GO): protein binding
Source: RefSeq, a predicted model, not a curated record
UGAGGGCAAUCUAAAUGUCUUCCAUUUUUGAGAGGGGAUUAUCAUCAAGAUAGCGGUUUUCUAAGACAAGGUUCGCCUUUGCCUUUGACCCAAUCUGCGAAAGUAGGUACAUCCAUCUGCGUCUAUUGUUAAAGAACUUCCAUUACGCCAGUAGUGGAAAUUAAUGGAAGAUCGAAUGACUGUUUCUUUGGCGGGUUCGAGGAGCCUCUUGCACCGAUCGAUUGUCGCGUGCUAAUGUAGUAAUGGCGGCAUUCAUGGAGAAAAACUUGUAAGCUUCAAGUUGGACAUGGAAAACGACAAUGGGGGAAAAGUUCCGGUGUCUUCUCAGAUCCCAGAGAAUGAUUCAGGAACAAAGUAUACGAUUCCGGGUAUUUUGCACUUUAUUCAACACGAAUGGGCCAGAUUUGAGAUGGAUCGAGCGCACUGGGAUGUCGAGAAAGCAGAAUUGCAGGCUCGUAUCGCAUUUUUACAAGGAGAAAGAAAAGGACAAGAGAAUCUUAAACAUGAUCUAAUUAGGAGAAUUAAAAUGUUGGAAUAUGCUCUGAAACAAGAAAGAGCAAAAUAUCACAGACUAAAAUAUGGAACAGAAGUGUCGCCAGAAAAGGUGUCCAAAGAAGAGGAAAAUGCCAAUCAGGAGGCUCACAGGGAUGGUAGCACAAAUAACACAAAACCAGUUGUAAAUUGGCGACAGGGCCGACAGCUACUUAGACAAUACCUUCAAGAGGUUGGCUAUACAGACACUAUUUUGGAUGUACGUUCCUCAAGAGUGAGAUCUAUACUUGGUCUGUCAGUAGCAGAUGGUUCUGCACCAGAUCAUCCUCAGCCAAAUGGUAUUUCUAGUAAAAGCAGGGGAAAUGAAUAUGCAGUAAAUGAAGAUCAUCCACGAUCUCCGAAACGAAAUGAGGUCAGCAUCAUCAGAAAUUUGCCAGUUGAGGAAUCUGAUGUUGCUUUGCCUGUAACUUCUGGGAAACGUGCUCAAGUGCGACCUGUGGUGAACUCAAGAGCACCUAUUGAUGAUGAACUUGAGACAGAAGCUGCUGUACUUGCCAACUUUGACUUUUUGCAAAAUGAUGUGGAAGAUGAGGAAGAUAACGAUGAUGAACUAGAUGAUGGAGGGAGUGCAGAUGAUGAAUCUGAUGACAGAGAUGACAUGAGAUUGGGACGGAGGAUGGGCAAGAGAGCUAAACCAGAUUUGAGUAAAGAUGCAGUUGAUGAAAUGCUCACCGUAGAUGAUGAAACAGCUGAUGCACUGGCUGAGUUUGAUUUUGUGAUGGGUGAAGACUCUGGUUCAGAGACUGAUGUAACGGUGAUUGAGGUGGACAAUAACGCUGCAGUGCUUGAUAAUAUGGAUAUUGCUAUGCAUGAGGAAAGUGAAUAUCCUCCCUCUCAAGAUGCAAGAGAUGGGUCUGAAGCACAGAAUGAGUGGGGUGUUGAUUCUAACUUGCUGGCCAAGUUGAAAGAACAGUAUAAGAAAGAAAGAAAGACCAAAAAGAGUCAAAAGAGACCACCAAGGUCAGCAUUACAAGCCAUGCUGGCAAACCUGGAGGGAGAGGAUGAAAUGCCCCAGCCAGCACCUUCACCUGCUAUUAUUAAUGUCCCUCCACCAGUCAGACUGAGUGGAACUCGUGCCACAUCUGAGAUCCCACCUAUUGCAAGCGUUUCUCUACCUGGGAAUUCAAGUGCAGUGGGGAAGCCUGCGGUGACCGCACCCAUGGCCACUGCAGACGAACCAUUUGAGAGUGCUCUGGGUCUUGGUGAAUUGGCAAGUUUAACUGUCACUAAUGAGGCAGAAGCUCUCUCAUAUGAGCCAAACACAAAGGAAGAGUUCAGGAAAACAUGGAGCCCAAAGUUCGCAUUAAGAAGUCACUUUGAUAGCAUCAGGUCCUUGUACUUUCAUCCGACUGAGUCAGCUCUUAUCACAGCCUCAGAAGAUCAUUCACUUAAAUUAUGGAAUCUUCAGAAAACUGUUCCUCAGAAAAAGAGCAAUGUGUUAGAUGUAGAACCAAUUUAUACGUUCAGGGGUCACAGCGCUCCUGUGCUCUCAGUUGUGAUAAACUCCACAAGUGAGAUGUGUUUCAGCGGCAGCGCUGAUUCAACCAUCAUCUGUUGGAGUAUCCCGUCUCUCGACAUCGACCCUUACGGCCCUUACAAUUCGGAUAAUGUCAGCGGCAUGCUGGUAGCUCACACAGAUGCAGUGUGGGAUUUGGCAGUUCAGACGGGCUCGCUACAGUUACUCUCUGCUUCGGCAGAUGGAACAUGUCGGCUCUGGAGUCCCACGUUAAAGUCACCUUUACUGAAUAGCUACAUUCCUGAACAAGAAGGCUGUGGCGUUCCCACAUCAGUUGACUUCAUCCGCACUGAGACAUCACAGAUGGUAGCGUCUUAUUCAUCUGCUCAAUGUAUUAUUUAUGAUUUGGAGACAGCAGCACCAGUUGUUUCACUCGACAGCGCAAAAACAUACAAUAAUUCACCUUCAACACAAAUUAACAAAGUAGUUAGCCACCCCACCCUCCCCCUCACAGUCACAGCCCACGAAGACCGACAUAUACGCUUCUUUGACAACAACACAGGUAAACAAAUUCACACCAUGGUAGCUCACCUUGAUGCGGUGACCAGCCUAGCCGUGGACCCGAAUGGCUUGUACCUCUUAUCAGGAAGUCAUGACUGUUCCAUUCGUCUGUGGAACCUGGACAGUAAAACCUGCGUCCAAGAAAUAACCUCACAUCGGAAGAAAUUUGAUGAAGCGAUAUACGACGUUGCUUUUCAUCCCAAUCGACCGUACAUUGCUAGCGCGGGCGCGGAUGGAUUAGCUAAGGUGUUUGUGUGACGUUGAAGUUGUCACGACAACAUCUGCGCGAUCAUGAAUUGUAGGAAGCUGGUGUCAUAAUGGGUUUGGCUAACAGAACUCUGAAGCGCUGCGUGGUGUUACUAAAAUUGUUUCCUUUGACACAAUGCCGACUCUGAGACGAUUGUAUGAUGAAGUCACGCCAGUUACAUCACAUGCAUCUCUGCUGUAACGCCAUGCAAAAGGCCUAAAAUAAGGUUGCGAAUGUCUUGGAGUAAAAUGUAAAAAUUUUUAAACGAUUCUUCUCCUUAUAUGACGAACUCAAUGCUCGGGAAGCUACAGUUGAGGUGGCUAUCUUGUACAAAAGUAAACUGGCGCUUGUCGACCAAUUCACCUUCACCAUGCUUCAAAACAGGACGGAGCUAUCACGGUAACAAUGUAGUAACGACAUGGUUUGAUAUAUUUUUGUUCUGAUAUACAUUUUCAGAGUGCUUCUCUCUAUACAACCGUGGGAAAACGCCGAAUUAUCGUCGGUUUUUCAUUUGGCUUUUCGCUUUGUUUCCUGCUCAUUUUAUGAAUCGAAGUCAAUCUCCAGUUAUCAUUUUCAUGGACGUCUUCUCGAUAUAUUUGGAUCAAGAGUGCAGGCGAACUCGGAGAGUACCGGUAGUUUGUCACAUUUGAGUGAGAACGUUGUAUCUUCAAUUCAGUGAGAAGGAGCAAACUCGUAUUGAUUGGUAGACGGAUACCCACUAACAUCAACCAAUUGAUGUGCGAACACUCACGAGCAGUUAUCGAUUGAUGGAUAACUACUCGGUAGCACUAUUGUCUUUUUUAAAUUGAUAUGCGUCUAUCUCUUUCUUAGUUGAAUUGUAUACUUUUGAAAAGCUUAGGUGAAAGUUCUCUACCGCCUGUCGUUUUAUCGGAGAUGUAUGUAGCUCGACUGAUUGGUAAUAUGAUUUUAACCUUACACGUGUGGGGUUAGUAUCCCUUUGCACCUUUUUAGCUUAGUAGUUUAUUUCUUUUUGGUGCAGUUCAAAAUCACUAGAUCCUCUGAACUGAAAAGAACGAUGUUGUGACUCUUG